Messenger RNA from Micropterus salmoides (largemouth bass), 2185 nucleotides. It is a transcript of the gene ppp1r3g, whose product is annotated as protein phosphatase 1 regulatory subunit 3G. Gene Ontology annotation, molecular function: protein phosphatase 1 binding; glycogen binding. The coding region runs from base 98 to 916 and encodes 272 amino acids. The transcript has a single exon. Gene Ontology annotation, biological process: regulation of glycogen biosynthetic process. Gene Ontology annotation, cellular component: protein phosphatase type 1 complex. The record is from RefSeq and is a predicted model, not a curated record. NCBI's taxonomy places the organism in Eukaryota, Metazoa, Chordata, Actinopteri, Centrarchiformes, Centrarchidae.
GAGGGGGCGGGGGUCUCUACUCUACUAUAGAAGCUGCCCCGCACCGGGACUCCCGCGGACUGCGGACCGGCCUGCAGCGACAGCCUCCCGGGCAGAGAUGUCCCGCUCACCUCUCCAGCUCCAGUCCGGGGCAGAGUGGCCCUCCUCGGAGCAGGCCAUGGAGAACGGCCACGAGGAGGAGGAGGAGGAGGGCGAUCUGGACGACGAGGUGGACGCUUCUCAUCUGGAGAGAUUCAUGAAAGACAGGAGGAGAGCCAGGUCCCUGCCCGCCUACCCGGCGGCGCUCCUGGACCGCGUCUCUGGGAGUAUCGAGAGGAAGCGGGUGAAGUUCGCAGACUCCAUGGGGCUGAACCUGGCCAGCGUCAAGCACUUCAGCUCGCUGGAGGAGCCGCAGAUCCCCAGUAAAGUCCUGUCCAGGCACAAGAGCUUCCCGCCGCAGCAGCAGGACUUGCUGAACGACCUGUGCCAGAGCUUCAAGUCCAGUCUGGACACGGACCGGCUGGUCGCCUGCUUCCCGGAGAACCGUGAGGUGGAGCGGAGAGUCCAGCACCUCCGCGUCUGCCUGGAGAAGGUCGCCAUCACCCAGUUUGACUUGCGGGGGCAGAUCCGGGUCUUCACCAGCUGCACCGACAAAGAGGUCGGAGUGAGGUACACCUUCAACGACUGGCUCUCCUACGUGGACGCGCAGGCUCUGCCGGUGGCCGCGGACCAGCCGGGCUUUGUGGGAGAGCGGUUCAGCUUCACCGUGUACACGCCGCCCUUCAUGGACCCCAGCUCGGCCGUGCACAUGGCCGUGUACCUGAAGAGUGAGGAGGGGGAGUUCUGGGACAACAACGAGGAGCAGAACUACACCCUCAGGUACCACUGCAUGCCCAGCACCACAACCUUUGUCAGCGCCGCUUUCCACGCCACCUGACCGGCGCGUGUGUCGUGCGUAAAACCUACAGAUCUGCGCGUUAAAGCUUUCCACCAGUCCCGUCUGCUGAAAGAAAUGCUUUGAUAUGCAGCUGCGGAAUAUUCUGUUAUGUGCUGAGUCUUCUUGAGACAAGGGUUUCUGAACUUCCACUUGGAUCGAUGGACUUUGUCUCUCUGAGGAAACAGAAGCCCCGGACUUUAACUUCAACAACCUUCUGGAUGUUUUGGACCUGUUGACAGCCACAAGUGUCUCUGCCUCACUGCUGCUCCUGGAUUCUGCACUUUCCUCAGUCCACACACCUAAAAACAGAUGUUCAGCUCUAUAAUUAAGGACAAUAAACAAACACAAAGCCUCGCAGGCCUUAAUCACUGGGACAAAACCUCAUGUAAAUGUCCAUGGUGCUCAAAUUAAAGGCUGCACCGGGGGAGCUGCUUGUCGAGGUAAUUCCCGGGCUGUUUAUCUGGCUUUGUAAAGCCCUGUCAGCGGAAAUGAUCACAAUGAAAGCGCUUUUUAUUUGCAAAUGAUCGUGUUUGCCAAUCGUUAGUCUAAUCUGACAUUUCUGUUACCAAUUUUAAAAUGCAGAUUUCAGUCAAAGACCUUUAGAGUGAUUCUUACUACACAUUCGUUUUAUUCCCUUACGGUUUAAAAAAAGUCAGUUUGCAGACUCCUCUUGUAGGCUAAUCCAUGGCACUGAUCAUCAUUCUGAUCAAUGUGACAUUAUUGUUGCUUUUUAAUGCAGCUUGAGUGCAGGUUGUUGUGAAAAACGCUGCACUGCCUCAUGUUCACAUUACACAACUUUCAAGACUCAUUUUUAUCCUCUAAGGAAGUAUAAACAGGGAAGCAGUGGCUCCCUGAACUGCAGAUAAAGCACAUUAAAAUGAAUAAAAUGCAGCUGUGUAGUCUGUAAAUUGAUAUCUAUGAUGUUUGUUGGAUGUACUUUAAAUAGAUUUUGCUAAAAUAUGCAAAACAACCAGUAUGGACCUUUAAAUUUAGCCAAAAAAACCUUUUAAUUCAGCCUGUCAGCUGAUUUUCUUUAAGGUGUUCCAACAUCUGGUUGUUCAGAUAAAUCCUUUGAUGUCUCAUGAUGCUGAAACAUACCCUGCAGCCAAAAACAGAAUAAAAAAAAAAACGCCUGGGGGAAAUUAACUGUUCAUUCAUUUUGGAAAGAUUCUGCAGUUAUUUCAACAAAGAGAUUUUAGAAAGAAUUGUGCUGAGUGGAAGAUUUUGUCAAAGUGAUCUUGUUCAAUAAAAGCUGAUUUCAAACCAAGA